Papilio xuthus (Asian swallowtail) is the source of this 1302-nucleotide messenger RNA. RefSeq lists its product as uncharacterized. The record is from RefSeq and is a predicted model, not a curated record. The coding region runs from base 1 to 1302 and encodes 433 amino acids. NCBI's taxonomy places the organism in Eukaryota, Metazoa, Arthropoda, Insecta, Lepidoptera, Papilionidae. The transcript is spliced from 7 exons.
AUGGACGGUCGAUGGGACAACAAAGUCCUAGAGUGGCGGCCACGAACAGGUCGACGCAGCGUGGGCAGGCCUCCCGCAAGAUGGACUGAUGACCUGGUCAAGGUUGCGAGAGCGUCCUGGAAGCAGCUAGGACAAUACUCUGAAGAUCGGUACAAUGGUACAUUCAAGGAUUACUUGGUAGAUGUAUCAAUGCCAGAACAUGAUACAGGAGUUCGAUGUGCAUACGGAGCUUCAGUCCUACUAACCGAAGCACUUAACGCUACGGACGUGUUGUACCCAACGGAGCUAUGGAGUACCGAAAUCCACAAUAGUAGCAUGUUACUAAUGUUGUCGUACGGCAGUGCUGAUCUUGGCGGUGGAGUGUUACGGAUCCUGCCCAAUAGGAUCACUCGACUUGACUACGCUUUACCUAUAUGGCCUUUUCGCGUUGGUUUCACGUAUCUAUCUGAGCGUGAGAGUAGCAGUAAUAUGUUCGUGGUACCAUUCACUGCUGCAGUUUGGUUGACAUGCUUUGGUUUUGUCUUAAUUAUGACUAUAGCACAGAGAGUGACCGCUGUGAAGCCUGUUGAGAAAGAAGGAGCGAUUAUGGCUGUGCUGGCUACUUAUUUACAACAAGAUGCAAGCGCAGUACCCGAGGGUGCAUCAGGUAGAUGGACAUUCGUGGUGGUAUCUGUGUUCUCUAUGUUGAUUCACGCGUACUAUACUUCAGCUAUAGUGUCAGAUCUGAUGAGCACAGGGCGAAGUGGUCCGGACUCGCUGCGAGCGCUUGCCGACUCCAAAUAUGCUAUCGCGUCAGAGGAUUAUGAUUAUAUGCGUUAUUUAAUGUUUGAUGUGGAAACCAAUUGGGACGAAUUAGAGUAUUUAAAGAGUAAGAAGCUUACAUCACGUUUCUACGUGGAUAUGGAGCGAGGUGUGGACCUCAUCAGGCGAGGGUACACCGCCUACCAUACCGAGUACAACCAACUAUACCCAUAUCUGAAGACAUUCAGUGAUGAUCAGCUUUGUAAGCUGCAGUAUGUGGAUACUAUACCAGAGUCUGUGACAUGGGUGACAACAACCAAACGAGGGCAAUGGUUGGAAUAUCUCCGGUCUAAAGGUUGCUGGUUGACAGAAGUAGGUCUAACUAAACGCCUAGUAUCAAAUCUGAGACUUCGACCACCGCCUUGCAGAGCUGCGUUAUUAGCUGAACGAGUGAAGUUUGGUGAUAUCGCACCAUUAUUAGCGCUCUCUGUUCUUGGAACUGCUUUGUCCUUAUUUAUAUUAGGCAUAGAGAUUAUUUUUGCUAAAUUAAAAGGAGUAUAA